Molecule: messenger RNA, 3507 nt
Organism: Hyaloscypha bicolor E
Lineage: Eukaryota; Fungi; Ascomycota; Leotiomycetes; Helotiales; Hyaloscyphaceae
Exons: 4
Coding region: 1-3099 (1032 amino acids)
Source: RefSeq, a predicted model, not a curated record
AUGCCCGAGAUCACGAGAGAACGAGUCGUUUACCGCGGGGACAGAGACAGAGAAAGAGACCGCGACUCCGACUCUGACUCCGACCGCAGCACCUUCAGCCGUCGUGAACCCGGCGGCGGCGGCGGUGGCGGCUAUCGCACCGUCCAGCGAUACCGCGUCACGCCCAGCAGAGUCGAGCCCGUCGAGGACGAGCGCCGCACCUCUCGCACGACUCUCGAACCGCUGCGUGAGCCGCUCCGCGAUGAACGAUCCGAGCGUACCAGAACCGUGGUUUACGAACGGGACCGGCGCGAGCCAGAGCGAGGCUGGGAGCGCGACUUUGGGAGGGAGUCAGAGCGGGACGUUCGGGGGACGGAUCUCAGGAUCGAGAAGCGCGUUACAACUGAGCGCCGCGAUGAGCCGUAUGAGCUCGAAAGAUAUCAGCGUGAGACCGAGUACUACGACCGUCCAGAUCCUGCUCCACAGCCGAUCGUGAUCCGUCAACGGGCCCCAGAGGCGCAGAAGAUUAUCAUAAACGAAGCGCCUGCGCCGCCUCCUAUUUACUUGCCGCAACCGGCACCACGUGAAGAGGGAUUCCAGGUAAUUCGACGACGAGAGGAAGUUCAGGAACUUGCAAGACCGGAGCCGAGGCGGCCUGUAGAGGACGAAUACUAUUACAGGCGAGAUGUCAGGGAAGUUGGAGGUCCGAGACGCAGCGAUGAGGAUUUUGCAUUGACCGCAGCCGCCGGCCCACUCGCUGUUGCAGCAUACCAUGAUCGACGAGAAAUCCGUCCACGGGAUUCUGUCAGCGAUAGAUCGUAUAGCGAUGAGGAGGAUGUGGUUGUGAGGAAACGAAUUAUCAAGAAGGAGCGCAGCCGGAGUCCAGACUCGCACCACAAGAGACAUUUGGCAGAAGGUGCAUUGGCUGGUGCAGGCGCCGCUGCCCUGCUUGCAAAUCACCGCGACAAGCAAGGAAAUGGACCUGAACAUCGUGGCAGACAAGUCGUCGGAGGUGCAGCUCUUGGAGCCCUCGGCGCUGAAGUCCUUACCCGUGCCAGAAGUCGGUAUCGUGAUCGUCACGACGAUGAGAGCCGCUCGAGGUCAAGUAGCAGACAUUCACACAGAAAGAUCAAGACUGGUCUUGCUCUUGCAGCCGCUGGUCUCGCAGCCGCGGCAGCUGCCAAAUAUGUCUCGAACCGCAAGGCAAACAAGGAAGAGGCAGGCAGAGGUCGUUCACGAACUCGGAGCGUCUCUAGACGUCGCUAUUCUGAUGACGAUGAUUUCCACGACGAAGAUCGUGGCGGAAGAAGCAGAAGCAGACAUGCCGAUCCCAAGCAUCGUGCUUCUCAAAUGGCCAAGGCCGGAGCUGCCACCGCUGCUGUUGCUGGAAUAGUCGAACACUUCAGAAACAAGUCUAAGAAGCGCGAUGGGUCCAGAUCCAAGUCACGCAUACGAACCGGAGCAGAAAUCGCCGCGGCAGGCCUGGCUGGAGCAGGCGUCGCAGGACUGUACGAGAAUAGGAAGGCUAAAGAAGACCGCGAGACGGAAGAAGUUGAAGCUAGGAGGGAGCGGAGAAGAAGCAGGUCCAGAGCCAGAUCUGUAGGCACAUAUUCUGAUCCUGGCGUUGACCCCGAGUUAGGCAUGGUUCAGUACGGUACUGAACCCGUUUACACCCACCCGGGUUACUACGAUCCUGCUCUCGCUGCAGGCGCUGGAGCCGCGUAUGGCGCCACGCGAGAACAUCGACCACACAGUGGCCGUCGUCGUCACUCCUCUGAGAGCUCCUCGGAGCGCGGCGGCACACGAAAGAAGUCACGAAGCAGAAGCAGAGUUCGGGAUAUCGCGGGAGCGGCUGCAGGCACGGCUGCAGCGGCCAUCGGCAUCAAUCAGUACAGGAAGAGAAAGGAGAAGAAGGAAGCAGAGCGUGAAAAGGAACGAAGACGCUAUGAGGAGGAUGAAUCCCCGACUGAGCAUUACUACGACCGCGAUUACCGUGACGAGGACUAUUCUCCCUCUCCUCCACACGCCUCGGGUGGAUCCUACUAUCCCGACAAUAACCAAUUCCCACCACCACCAACGGGCCAGUUCACUCAACAGCCUAUGAACACUCAAUUACCUGUACAUCCAGCUGACGCUGCACCGAUUCCACCAUACAAUCCAGCGGAUUAUGCAGGUCAACCGGCACCGGCUGCCCAUAACCCAUAUCCCUACCCCGAGGGAACAGGUGACAAUGUGAGUGCAGAGCGAUCUCGUCCACGUCCUCCUUCUGCAGCUACUGCAGCGACCGCGGUUGCAAGUGGCGCCCUCCCGUAUUUCCCUCCGCCCCCUACUGCUCCUAUGCAAGACGAGCACGUGCCGCAAGAUCAAGUACACGAUCAACACGAUCACGAUCAUAAUCGCGAUGCCGAGGAGGCACACCCACGCGUAAUCUACACACCUCCCACCCCCUCAACCGCCUCUCCCUCCCCUGUCUCCUCACCCAAUCUCCACCCAGCCCGAGCAUCCAACAAAUCCGUCAACUUCGCCCCCCUCUCUCCCUCUUCUUCUCGCCGCUUAGCGAAAAUCCACAAAAACGCCCCACACUCACACGCUCCUUACGAUUCCUCUGAUCCCGCGACUCUCGCCCCACCCCAAUCGAACUAUAACACACAAUUCCGAGAGCCGGCUGAAGGAGAUGAAGAAGACGACGAUGAAUCUCGUGAUCACGUCUACGAUGCUGAGCAACCUCGUCGUCGCCGCAGACGCCGUCGCAAUUCCGACCCUUCAUCCGACCGUCCCCUUCAAACUCGCAAACAUCGCCGUAGUCACCACAACGCUUCUCGCUCCCCUUCUCCAGAGAAUUCUUCCUCGGAUGUUGAGAUUCUUCCAGACAGGUUCGACAAGGAAGGAAGGCCACUAGAUCGAUACGGUAUGCCUUUUAGAACCAGGAACAGGGGUCCGGGAGCUGGACCGGAGGAGGGAGUAGGACCGGAGAUGGUGGAGCGCUUUACGCGCGAGAUCGGGGAUGUUAUUGAGGGGAAGAAGAGCUGGGUUGCGCUUUUGAGGGAUGUUGUGCAGGGUGGUCCCUCUCCUAACGCCUCUUCCGAUGAUCUGCGAGGUGGAGGCAAGAGGAGACGUUGAGUGGUGGUGGGGGGUGGUACAGUACAUUUUCCUUGAUUUCCUUGAGUUUAUGAGAUCUUUGGGUUUGGGAUAUCGGAAAGGAUAGGUGGGCGGCAUACCGGAAAUUUUCUUUUCCUUCUUCCUUUUCCAGAUUCAGCAGAGAUGAUGAGAUGAGAUGGGUUUACGGCCGUGGUUUCUUUGACAGAUGGCUGGUUGCAUUAAUGAUUGCUGCAUAUGCAUACAACGAGAUAACGAAUCUCCUUUCUUUCUUGCGUCGCGUUGAAUUACAAUACCACGGAUAUAUUACAUUGAGUCUGCGGAGAAUAAAUGAAAAGAUACCUUAAUCAAAGACUCCCCUUCGUGCCAUAAUGUCUGAGCCUUGUUUGUACUUCUCUCUCCCCCAAUAUAUAUUCAAAGCUUCAUUCAUCC